Eimeria maxima is the source of this 1977-nucleotide messenger RNA. Its product is annotated as cation efflux family protein, putative. Gene Ontology annotation, cellular component: plasma membrane. The transcript has 6 exons. The record is from RefSeq and is a predicted model, not a curated record. Lineage: Eukaryota; Apicomplexa; Conoidasida; Eucoccidiorida; Eimeriidae. Bases 1 to 1977 code for a protein of 658 amino acids. Gene Ontology annotation, biological process: zinc ion transmembrane transport. Gene Ontology annotation, molecular function: zinc ion transmembrane transporter activity.
AUGGCAAGACGGGGGAAGGGCCCGCGUGGUGGCGCUUCAAACAACGGCCAGCAGCAGAUGCAGCCGCUGCUGCAGAAAACAACGGAGAGGACGGGAGGGGAACAUUGCUGCCCUGAGGCUCACUCAUCUGCGCCAGAACCGGAAGCCCUUAGAGAGGGGGAAGGUGCUACCAGCAAUUGCUGCAGCAGCCGCCGACUUUGCUGCAACGGGAGUCAGAAGAGCAGCAGCAGUAUAAGGGAAUGUUGCAACGAACCACCACGUGAAGGAUGUGGGGACAACAGCCACUGCAACCGCAGCAACCGGCGCUGCGUACAGCACCAAGUUCGGGGGCAGCAGCAGCAACUGCGGCAGCAGUCAGUCGAGCCACUGGAUCAGGAACUGAUGGCCUCGGGGCCACAUAGUUGCGGGGAUGUUUGCACGAGCGCCUGCUCGGCUGCUUCUGAGCCGAAACGGGAGCAGCAGCAGAUACCUCCACCCCACGGUGAGACCACAGCUCGGUCAAGUGGAGACAGGUGCUCUUCUCCCUCUCAACAGCAGCAGCAGCAGCAGGGGUCGCAAGAUCAGCAAUGCUGUGAAGAAGCAGCGCAUGGUGAUAGUGUGCGCGUGCCGAUUCAGACGGGAAUAGGUACCCGCACGGACGAGUCUCGCGUGCUUCGGCGGCAGCUAGCUGUUGACACAGCUGCUGCGCGGGCCCGAAGAAAGCUGCUGGUGGCCUCAGCCGUGUGUUUGGUGUUCAUGGCUAUAGAAGUGAUCGCUGGUAUCGCAUCUAACUCCCUCGCUCUCAUGACAGACGCCUCGCACCUCCUCUCGGACCUCUGCGCCUUCCUUAUCAGCUUGUUUGCCUUAUGGGUGUCGCAGCUGAAAGGGACCAUGUCGAUGUCUUUCGGGUAUCAUCGAGCAGAGAUUUUGGGGGCUCUAAUGUCCGUGCUGCUGAUUUGGGGUGUCACUGCAGCUCUUGUGGUGGCAGCGCUGCACCGCAUAGCUUCGCCACAGAAGGUGCACGGAGGCCUCAUGCUGCUUACAGCAUCCAUCGGAACCGCUGCCAAUUUGUUUAUGGCACACAUUCUCCAUAUACACUCCCAUGGUAUCGGGAGAGUUCACACAACCCUUCCGGGUUCGUCAUCAGAUGAAGGUAGCCAUUCCAGCAGCAGCCGCUGCUGUGGCGGCAGCACAGAAGCAAGGAGUUUGCUCCCGGCAAGAACACCCGGGUGCUGCAGUGGCAGUAGUAGUAGUAGUAGUAGUAGUAGUAGUAGUAGUAGUAGUAGUAGUAGUAGUAGUAGUAUUAGUAGUAGUACCGGCAGCAGCUCGGGAAACAGCCAUGAGGCUAACGGGCACCAUCAUGACGAGGGGCACGAGGUGCUCCUCCAGCAGCAGGGAAGUGACCUUGACAAGCGGCAGCAGCCAGCCGUAGCAGCAGGAGAAGGGGACGUGUAUGUGCGGAUGGACGAGGAUGACCCAGAGGCAGAAAUAGAGAGCAUGAACCUGAGGGCUGCUUAUAUACACGCAGUUGGAGACCUCCUGCAGAACAUCGGGGUCAUGAUUGCGUCGGCCAUCAUCUGGUACAACCCAGAGUACUCGAUUGCAGACCCAGCUUGCACAUUAGUCUUCUCGAUUUUCGUUCUCUUAACGACGGUUUCCAUCAUCCGAGAGGCGGUGAACGUGCUGAUGGAGGGAACGCCCUUAGGUUUAGACGUGGCGGUGCUGCAAUCCGACCUAGUAUCUCUUCGAGGAGUGCUGGAAGUUCACGAUCUCCAUGUCUGGUCGAUAUCUAUCGGGCGGCCAGCACUUGCUUGCCACCUCGUCGUAUGUGAUGAGGAGGCUGCACGGCGCGUUUUGAGGGCAGCUACCCUUCUCUGUCAGCGCAAACACGGCAUUUUACACACGACUAUUCAAACGGACUUCUCGUCUGACGCCUCUUGCUGCGAUACAGAAGCUCACAAGAAGUGCAUGGAGCCUUUAACCAGAGCGGAACUUUGA